AUGUCAAGUCCAUCACCGCACGCUUCGGCGAGCCCAAGGAACGAAUCGCAAGAUUCGCCGGCAGCUCCCACAGCCACUGAGCCCGUCGCCGCUACGAUCGAGCCUGCAGCGAUUGACGUCGAUGAUGAAGCAAGCGAAAAUGCGUCCACAAUUGAUGAUCAAAUGUCCUCAUACACAGCCUCGCUCACGUCUUCAGUCGUGGAUUACCCGACAGAGUACGGCCGCCGGUACCAUGCGUUCCGCGCUGGAGGGUCCAUCGAGAUGGGAGACCUGUUCCCGGAAGCCGAGAUCAUCGGCAACGAUCUGAGUGCCAUCCAGCCAAAGUGGGUCCCGCCGAAUGUCAAGUUCGAAAUAGAUGAUGUCGAGAGCGAGUGGGUUGGGCAGAACAAGUACGACUUCAUCUUCAGUCGAUACCUGUCCGGCUCGCUAGCAGACUGGCCAACCUACGUCAACAGGGUAUCUCAAAAUCUCAAUCCUGGCGGUUGGGCCGAAUUUCAGGACUGGAGCUUCAUGCUCCAAAGCGACGACGGCACGCUCAAGGACACCGCCAUCCAGCGCUGGGCUGACACCUUCAUGGACGCAUGCAAGGUAUUCGGACGCGACGCCCAGAUCGGUCCCAAGCUUAAAGACCUGGUACAAGAUAACACCGACCUCAUCAACGUCCACCACGUGCCCUUCAAGAUCCCCAAUGGUCCCUGGCCCAAGGACGUACAUCUCAGGGACCUUGGGAUGUGUAACUUGAUUCAACUGCUCGAAGGGCUUGAGGGAUUCUCGCUCAAGCUGCUCUGUGGAGGUCUUGCAUGGACAAAGGAGGAAGUCCUUGUCCUGUGCUCCCAAGUUCGUGAGGAGCUGAAAUCGGGCAAGGUACAUGCGUGGUAUCAUUAUGACGUUGUUUAUGGACAGAAGCCUGAGAAGGAAGAAUAA
This is a messenger RNA of Colletotrichum scovillei, 924 nucleotides long. RefSeq lists its product as uncharacterized. NCBI's taxonomy places the organism in Eukaryota, Fungi, Ascomycota, Sordariomycetes, Glomerellales, Glomerellaceae. The transcript has 8 exons. Bases 1 to 924 code for a protein of 307 amino acids. The record is from RefSeq and is a predicted model, not a curated record.